Messenger RNA from Fomitiporia mediterranea MF3/22, 1728 nucleotides. RefSeq lists its product as uncharacterized. NCBI's taxonomy places the organism in Eukaryota, Fungi, Basidiomycota, Agaricomycetes, Hymenochaetales, Hymenochaetaceae. The record is from RefSeq and is a predicted model, not a curated record. The coding region runs from base 1 to 1728 and encodes 575 amino acids. The transcript has a single exon.
AUGUCGUCGUAUAGUCAUUCAAUGCCUGUGCACGCACCCCCCUCUCCCGUAGUUGUGCCAGGAUUUCCAGAUGGAUUUGUUCCUAAUUCUACGUCCCCAGUGAUACCUGGCUCAACUGAAAACUUGCCGAGAGGGUUUGUGCCUACGCCAACGAUGCCUACUCACGACGGUCUCCCACCUGGUUUCCAGCCACAUUCCCCAUCUGCGCCUGAGGGCGCUCCGCCAGGGUUCAUGCCUUCACCUGCUGUGCAAGCUCCGUCACUUGCACCACCUGAUGCACCACCUGGGUUUGUUCCUGACCGUCCGGAUAUUUCUCCUGGACCUCCACCUGGCUUCAUUCCUGGUUCUCCUGCUCCUCCUGGGUUUGUACCCGGGUCCCCUGCUCCCCCUGGUUUCCUUUCCGCGUCUCCUGCCGCACCUCCAGGAGCGCCUCCCGGAUUUGUUGUAGAUUCCUCUGAUCAAAUACCUGGUGCACCAGUUGGCUUCAUGCCGAGCUCGCCGAUGCCCGACGGUGCGCCGCCAGGCUUUGUACCACAAUCUACGUCAAUUCCAGUCAGCCCGUUACCAGUACCUAUAACAAGUCCAAACAUGAGCGUAUCCGGGGCUCUACCUGUCCUCGCAAGGUCGACGAGCGAGAAAUCCGGAGGAUUCUACGACGCUGGUCGAGUUAGAUCGGGAAGUUCGGCAUCGAGAUCUCCUAGAUUGUCGUUCAGUGGGCCGAAUGCAGGGUUUCACAGUCGAGCCGCAUCGGAUUGGGAUACGCGCUCUGCGUGGGGAGAUAAUCGAACGGAACGCUCUCCGCGUCCUGUACGCGGACCAGAUCUUACUUCCCCACGUAUAGGGUUGGAACCAGAGAUAAUUCGACCAGGAUCGUCGUUAUCCCGAAGAGGCUCGAGUCCAGUCAUUCCCGAUCCGGUGACGUUCCAACCUUCGCGGGCGAAUUCUUCUAGACGAGGUUCGCGGGUUGGUUUUGGCGACGUGGUGGAUCCAUCGGGUGUGCCACUGCCUUUGUCAACUGCACCAUCAUUUGCGCGGUCUGGACGAGCGACCUCGGAUCGGUCUGUUCGUGCGAAUUUAGAGAAUGUACCACCGCCGGCAGUGGUCCGCUCGCAGAGCGCACGGAGCGAUGUGUCUCGUACGCGUGGAGGCAUCUAUACGCCCAAUGGAAACACCAAUGGUAUGCCAACACCGUCAAUGGGUACACCUCGACAUCCGUCGCUGUCUGGCCUGCCACCUUCUGGACUUGGAAGUCCUUUCUCUAGAAGGUUGGACCCUCAUCCAGAAGAUGCAGAUGAAUACGAAGUCGUUGCGUCUGAUGUAUCGCAGGAUACACUAACGACUCCUCCCGCUGCGCGACGCAACCUCCCACGCGAUCGCGGUACACCUGCUCCGCCAAAACGAAGCCUAGAUCCACUCGGGAUGCGUAGCCCUUCCGCAAAUCAAACUCCAAGUCGUCGUGUAUCUAUCCUCGCCCCAGCGGACGAGCCAGGACCAAUGGAGCCUUCGGCAUCCUCAUCAGCACUAAGGAGGUCAGCGUCAAGACAGAGUAUUGCGAGUAACAAAUCGUACUCCAAGUUCGAUCCGAAUGAAUAUGUCGACCCUGCUGUACUUACGAGUGGACGAUCGCGUUUGUUGCCGUUACCCGUGGAAGAACCGGUAGCUGCUCCUGCUACGGCAGCUGCGGGUGGUGGAAAGGGCAGGAAGAAUAAGAAGGGUAAGAAGAAGUGA